AUGACCCUCAAGAAUAUCGCCUUGUUCGGCGCCAAUGGCCAAAUCGGCAGCUCAGUCCUCAAAGCUCUAGCGGAAUGCAAGACCCAAGACUUCAACAUCCUAGCCAUCAUAGCCCCAGACUCACCAUCACCGGACUCGGCCUCAAGCAAAAAUGUCACAGUCAAAGAAAUGGAUCUUCUCCACACCUCUCGUCAAGAAAUGGCCGAGGUCCUUCAAGGCAUCGAUGCCGUCGUCAGUGCCCUGAACGGCCCAGUACUUAACGCUCAGAUCUCCAUCCAAGAUGGCGCAGCAGACGCAGGAGUCAAGCGCUUCAUUCCCUCAGAGUACGGCAUGCACCAUAUCUACCGCAAGCCCAACGAUCCACAGGGUUACAUGCAUCCACUCUGGGAUGCUAAGAACAGACUCAACGAACGCGCUAUCCUCCACCCUGCCAUCAAAGAAGGCAAAAUGUCAUAUACCAUGAUUGGCUGCGGCGACUUUUACAACCAAGACCGCGAAAAGGUGUGGUGUCCGUGGACGCAAAAGGAUGUAGAGGAAUACACUCUACAUGUCAUUGGCGAUCCAGAUGCCAAAGCCGACUACACCCAUAUCGAAGAUUUUGGAAGAUACGUGACUGCUUGUUUGUGCUCGCCUGAGAAGUCGGAAAACCAGCAUCUCAAUUUCCCUUCUGAUCAUGUUUCGCAUACAGAGAUUAAGCAGUUGUUGGAAAAGUACUCGGGCAAGAAAGUCAAGCUGGAUAUCAUGGGUGAGGAGAAGAUGCAUGAGGUUCUCGCUGAUCCAGAGUCAGCGCCGAAGGAGUUGCAGAAUCAGAGUUCUUUCCCCGUCGAUUUUUGGUUCUUGGUCAAGGGUAUGCAGGGUAGUGGGCGGUUCUGGCGUCCGAGGGGGAUGAAUCACAAUGAUCUGUUCCCAGAAAUUAAACCUACGACUUUUGAGAUGUACUUCAAGCAACGCUUCUAG
Messenger RNA from Aureobasidium namibiae CBS 147.97, 957 nucleotides. Its product is annotated as NAD(P)-binding protein. Lineage: Eukaryota; Fungi; Ascomycota; Dothideomycetes; Dothideales; Saccotheciaceae. The record is from RefSeq and is a predicted model, not a curated record. The coding region runs from base 1 to 957 and encodes 318 amino acids. The transcript has 2 exons.